GCAUCCAUCACUCUCAGGAGACUAUGGAGUUGCACUCUGGUUGUCUGUCUGGAGUGGCCUUUCCAGGGCACAAAGCCAGGGUAGGUUGAUACAGGGGAGAAGCUGUCACCCAUGCAGCAGGUCUCCCCUCUCCACGGUGCCAAAAGUCUCCAAUGAAAAGGUGGACGCCAAUAUGAUUGAUUCCAGCACCAUCACAGGAACCGUCAGAACGAGGUUGAAGGCAGCUGUAAAGUGGUGUGGGUGUUGCACUGCUAUACCACACUGGUAUAGCAUCAUAAAAAUACCUCUGCAGUGUGACACCCACACCACUUUUACACAACCACUAAAGCUCAUCCCCCACAAGCACAAAUAGCAGCACGAACAAUAAGUACCAAACAUCACCAGCACCUUCCCGAGUGCAGUCACCAUCUUCAAGCCAAGGAACAACCACAGUUCCCCUUAGUUAUCGCACAGGGUCACCGCUUCCAACACCAGUUGCCCACAGACACGACUGCAUGACGGCCGCAGCAAAAAGAUACAAGUACCUCAGACGGCUUCUUAAGUUCCGUCAAAUGGAUUUUGAAUUUGCGGCAUGGCAGAUGGUGUAUCUAUUUAUAUCUCCACAGAAAGUUUAUAGAAAUUUUCAGUACAGAAAACAGACAAAGGCCCAGUUUGCGCGUGAUGAUCCAGCAUUUGUGGUUCUCCUUUGCUUCUGGCUUUGUGUAACUUCAGUUGGAUUUGCACUGGUGCUGAAAUUAAGCUUCAGUAGUUUCCUGAGGUUCCUGGUGUACACGGUGUGUGUGGAUACUCUGGCUGCUGGGGUCAUAGUUGCUACCAUCCUCUGGAGUAUAACAAACCACUACAUGAUAAAGCCAACUUGUCGUGAUCAAGAUGUGGAGUGGGGUUAUGCAUUUGAUGUCCACCUCAAUGCAUAUUUUCCCCCGCUUAUCAUUCUUCACUUUUUUCAGCUUUUCUUUUAUCAUGUUUUCAUCAGCCAGGAGUGGUUUGUCUCGAUACUCUUCGGCAAUUUGUUGUGGCUCUUUGCCAUUGGCUACUACAUUUACAUCACAUUCUUAGGUUACAGUGCAUUACCCAUUUUGCAUCGGCCAAAAGUGUUCCUGUACGCUCUUCCUGUGCUGAUGGUGUUGCUGCUGGUGAGCUUGGUGGUGCGAGUCAACCUUUGUAAUGUGCUCAUGAACUUCUAUCACUACCGUGUGCUCUGAGUCACCAACCUGUCUCCAUCUUAGAAGAAUUUUUUUUUCUUUGUACACAGUUCUAUAUUAUGUUAUAUUCAACAUACUAGUUAUAAUUAUGGCUGAAUACUAUUGUCUUUGCUUACUUAAUUUUCCUGAUAGCAAACCAUAUAGUUAGCUCCUUGUGGAAGUUCACUUUGCAAUGAAACACUGAACAUUGUGCCAGUUUUAUCAUCUCUUGUGUGGAAGCUUGAUAUAUUUUGUAUAGAGAAUGAACUUGAAUUGUAUUUAUUAUUAGAAUGUACAGUGAUAAAGUAAUUAUAUUUAGAAGAUCCUGAAUAAUUGAUAAGAUUUGUUUUCUUUAUUUACAUAAAGAAUGUGUUGCAUUCUUACAAGGUGUAAGAAUACAUUAUGGGUAAUGUUUUAAGCUAGAUGUAGUAAUAAAUAUAAAAGUUACGUUACAGUAUGACUAUUGAUCAAAUAAUUUCAAGUGCUUACUUAUGAAAAUUAAAGUUUUCAAAACAAUUCUAUAUUUAAUCAUUAUUCUGUUUUCUUAGCAACUUAGGCAUUUUGGCAGUCUCCAUCGUCCCUCUGUUUUAAUGUCUUCCUUAUGUACGUUUGCUGAAGAAAUGCUCACCAUUUCCACACAUUCUUGAAUUUCUGUAAAAAGUAGCAUUUGCUUUGAUUUUAUGAUAGCAAACUGCCAAAUAGUAAACUUGAAAAGUAAUAAAAACUGCCUUUAGUAAACUUGAAAAGACUUGCAUAGUUUUUUAAGAUGUAAAGAUGGUGUUAAAGACUGAGAAGCAGCACUUCAGUAUUUGUUGAACAUUGUGUCAAAAAUUUAUUUUCAUUUGGUUAAAGAUUUUUCAAACUAGAAAUUAGCUCAUUAAAAUCAACAUGCUGUAUUACGAGGUACUGUAUUUAUUUAAAUCUCAUGUUUAUUAAACAGCACUUUAUGGUACUGUACCUUUAUAUAUAAGAUCAAUGCACUCAUCACAUACUUUUGUGUAAAUAUUGGCACCACAAUAUAUAAUGAAAGGAGGUUUCUUGGUUUAUAAAUCAUUGAUAAACAGCAUCAUCCAAAUCCUUGUGAUUUAAAAUAUUUCUAUUUCGUCCCUUCAUUUUCCAUGAGUGCUCUCCAUUUUAUUCUCCAAAUUUAAGAUUUAUUUUUGUUUGUGUGUGUGUGUGUCAGAUACAGCACUAGUAAAAAUGCCAUAUUCAUUUACAAUCCUCUUGCUUCCCAAUCCUCGAUCACAUUUCUCUAACAACUCGGCCAUCUUAUUCAUGGUAAGGAAGUUCCGCUGACCCUUGUCUGAUGUCUGUAAUGUACAGACAUCAGACAUGGUAUACAUCAGACAAGGUAUGCCAUAAGACAUGGUUUCAAUUCACCAAUAAUGAUAUACAGUAUCAGAAGAAAAGCCACCAAAAAUGCUUGACUAAUAAGAGUUCAGAUUACACUCAAACAAUGAAAACAUUUGAUCAGAAUGUGUACCCUCUAAGUAGGUCUAGAUGCCUCAGGAAAAUGGUACA
This is a messenger RNA of Procambarus clarkii (red swamp crayfish), 2702 nucleotides long. RefSeq names its product Unc50 RNA binding protein (gene Unc50). NCBI's taxonomy places the organism in Eukaryota, Metazoa, Arthropoda, Malacostraca, Decapoda, Cambaridae. Gene Ontology annotation, cellular component: Golgi membrane. The record is from RefSeq and is a predicted model, not a curated record.